UUUUUAUAAAAUUACCGUCAAUGAAAAUUAUUUCCCCAAUUCGUGAUAUCUGAACGAACAACAUCAACAAUUAUCACACGAGUAAUGCAUCGUCUGGAUGCACAUUCUCCCGAGGGAUAUCCAAGAGUGAUCUGACAUUGUGGUGAUGACCACGGAAACAAAAAUGAGCAGCUCGGAAGAGGUUUCCUGGAUCUCCUGGUUCUGCGGACUUCGUGGAAAUGAAUUUUUUUGUGAGGUUGAUGAAGAUUACAUUCAAGACAAAUUCAAUUUGACCGGUUUGAAUGAACAAGUACCACAUUAUCGUCAAGCCUUGGACAUGAUCUUGGACCUGGAGCCAGAUGAUGACCUCGAUGACAAUCCCAACCAGUCAGACCUCAUUGAGCAAGCGGCGGAGAUGUUGUAUGGACUGAUUCACGCCCGGUACAUCCUAACAAAUCGGGGCAUUGCCCAGAUGAUCGAGAAGUACCAAUCAGGUGACUUCGGUCAUUGCCCCAGGGUCUACUGCGAGUCCCAACAGAUGUUACCCCUUGGAUUGAGCGAUGUACCUGGUGAGGCCAUGGUCAAGAGCUAUUGUCCCAAGUGCAUGGAUGUUUACACUCCAAAAAGUUCAAGGCACCAUCAUAAUGAUGGGGCUUACUUCGGCACUGGUUUUCCACAUAUGCUCUUCAUGGUUCACCCAGAAUACCGACCCAAACGAGCUCCAAAUCAAUUUGUACCCAGAUUAUAUGGCUUCAAAAUUCACCCACUAGCCUAUCAGAUGCAACAGCAAUCAGCAGCCACGUUCAAGGCUCCACUUCGUGCUAUGUAUAACAAUGGGAAACGUUAAACACCCAACUUAUCCACGACGAUGAGAAGAAAAUUUUUUUUUAAUGAUAAAACAACAUUAUUAUACGUCAGAAAGAAAUAACAACUCAGCUAAUGAACUAAGUUAAUUUAAUCGUCUCCACUUGUUUCUUUCUCGUCAUUAUGGAACGAUAUUGCCUCGUUUGAGACUGCUUGUUACGUUAGAUUAACCCGGUAAUUUUGUUGAGUAGAUCAUUCAUUGUUUUAUUGGUUGGUGUCAACGUGUAGCCAAUUAAUUGUGGUCAAAGUCAAGAAAUUGUUCAACUCAAUUAGAAUUAUUUCUCCUGAAGUUGGAUUUAACAGCUGUUGUCAACUUUUUUUCAUUAGGAGUCAGUGCAAGGGGAUCAUAUUAGGUUAGAUGAAUUUUCCACAGGAUCGAAGUGAUGAUGAGUACGAAAUUGCAGGGGAAACAACGGAGAUUCCUCUACUCAAUGAACAUUUGGAUAAAAAUUAAAAGAUUAUUCUCAAAAAUUAUGAUAACUGUGUAUAAAGUAGAAUGUGAAUUUAGCAUAAAAGAUUAUGAAUUUAAAAUCUAGAAUUGUAUUUGCCUAGAGUAUUUCAAAUACCUUUCAGUUUUCAGUAAAUUUAAUCGACACAGCAUUCCGAAGGUAUUUAUUGGUUUUUAAGGGCUAUCCGGUUCAGGGGUGGAUAAUGCUGAUGAAUAUUUGUACCUACUGAAGUAGAUGGAGUGGAUGUUCUUGUGAUUUUAAUAAAAUCAUGCAAGAAUUUA
Diachasmimorpha longicaudata is the source of this 1573-nucleotide messenger RNA. RefSeq names its product casein kinase II subunit beta (gene CkIIbeta). Gene Ontology annotation, cellular component: protein kinase CK2 complex; cytoplasm. The transcript has 5 exons. NCBI's taxonomy places the organism in Eukaryota, Metazoa, Arthropoda, Insecta, Hymenoptera, Braconidae. Gene Ontology annotation, molecular function: protein kinase regulator activity. The record is from RefSeq and is a predicted model, not a curated record. Bases 146 to 826 code for a protein of 226 amino acids.